AAACGUGUUGAAUUCAUUGAAAAACAUAACAGAAAAUAAAAAUAAUAAAUAAAUAGCAUGAGCACAAAAUAUUCUACAAUAAAAAUCAUAAAACGAUACAAUAAUUGCACUUUAAAAACGAAAGUCUAAAAAUAACUUUUUUGAAACCAAAAACGCAUUCGAAGCCCUGAAGUGAAAGUGUUUAACAGCCAAAUUUUGAAAAUAAAAACAAUAAAAAAAAGAAUAGCAAAAGUCUAAGAGGGAAAGGUCAUCUAAUUAUCUAUACAGCGGAAAUGUUUCUAAGACGUUUUUUCUCAUCGUUUGCGGAGCCAUUAAAUCAACCGGCUGAUUUAAUUGGCUGCCUACAACAAACGCCACAAGUGUUGACUAGUGGUUUUGGUAGUAGUACAGGUACUGCAGCGGGUCUGGAGAGUUUAGCCUGGCUGCAAAAUGUAGCUCCUUGUUUCCCAUUAAAAGGCGAACAAAUACAUGUUAUAAAUGAACCCAAACAUUUCUAUGAUACACUCGUACAGAGAAGUUCAACAGCUAGAGAACGUAUUGUGUUGGCGAGUCUGUAUUUGGGUACGGGACAAUUGGAAAAUAACUUUGUGCAAACUUUAAGGAAAAGUCUACAGCAACAGGCUUCUUUGAGAAUAAAUGUUCUCUUGGAUUUUACGAGAGGUACUCGGGGCGAGACUAAUUCCAAGACUAUGCUUUUGCCUUUGUUAAAGGAUUUUGGUGAACAAGUGCAGCUAAGUCUAUACCAUACACCCAACCUUAGGGGCAUGACAAAACGUUUGGCACCACCCCGAUGGAAUGAGUUAUUGGGUCUGCAACACAUGAAAGUCUACUUGUUCGACGAUGCAGUUUUGAUUUCAGGAGCCAACCUUUCAAAUGAUUAUUUUACCAAUAGACAAGAUCGUUACAUACUCAUCGAAGAUAAGCCACUGGCCGAUUUCUAUGCCGAAUUCAUAUCACGUGUUCAAGAGUUCAGUCUGGCCGUGCGACAAGACUCUGAAGUGGUUUUACAUCGCAAUUGGAAAAUUUUACCGUAUGAAGGCACCAAAGAGGAGUUUAUUAAACGUGCCAAGAAACGCGUCACCGAAUUUGUUCAACAGGUCUAUCAGACUCAACAAUUGGCUUGCAGUAAGACUAAUGAUGCAGAUACCUGGAUAUUUCCCUUAAUAGAAAUGGGACAAAUCGGUAUACACCAUGACAGUGUGGUAACUAAGAGAUUGCUGUCUAAUUGUGUACAAGAUUCAAGGCUUAAAUUGGCUACCGGUUAUUUCAAUUUGACACAAGAAUACAUGGAUACAUUAACGCACAAAUGUUUGGCACAAUGCAGUAUACUAAUGGCACAUCCUAAUGCCAAUGGAUUUCAAGGCGCCAAGGGACCAGCUGGUGGCAUACCAGCCGCUUACACACUAAUAGCAAAAAGCUUUUACGAAAGUUUAGUGCGAAGAAAGCAAGAUCAUCGUAUAAAUUUCUUCGAAUAUGAAAAACAAGGCUGGACUUAUCAUGCAAAAGGACUUUGGUACUACCUACCUCAAUCAAAUUUGCCCAACCUCACCUUAAUCGGUUCCUCCAACUUCGGUGAACGCUCAGUGAAUCGUGAUUUGGAAACUCAAGUGUGUCUAGUCACCAACAAUCAGAGCCUAAGUCAAAGUUUACAACAUGAAAAUGAACGUUUGUUCAGUCUCUCAUCUACGGCUGAAAAACAAAUAACUACUAGACCGGUACCGCGAUGGGUUCAGGCUGUAGUGGGUUUAUUUAGAAAUUUUUUCUAAACUAUUUAAAAUUAUCAAAAGACAAAGACAUUUUGUUAAAAAAAAAAAAAUAUUAUUGAUGAUUGAAAAGCAAGAAUAUUUGAUAAAUAGCGUAGAAUUGAAUUAAAAAUUAUUUACUUAACUUAAAAACUAAUAUCGAAUGCCUUCGCAAGAUGCUUCCUAGAUUUAAAAUUACAAAAAAAUGCCAUUUAAAAAUUCUUUUGUUCAUUAUUGAUUGAUUGUAUGUUGUGGAUUAAUACCUCAGUUAACGCUUAUUUUGUUUAAUUUUCCGAUGAGUGCGCGUUUAGUAUAUAAAACCAAAUAUAUUUUAACUACUUGAUUGUUUUAGCUUACUAAAAGGAAAUAUGUUAUUUGUGUAAAUAGUAUAUAUUCUGGGUAUUUAUGUUUAAAAGAAAGCAAAUACAUUUUAUAAUAAUUAUUAUUAAAAUAUGGUUUAAAGAAAA
Calliphora vicina (urban bluebottle blowfly) is the source of this 2209-nucleotide messenger RNA. RefSeq names its product Phosphatidylglycerophosphate synthase 1 (gene PGS1). NCBI's taxonomy places the organism in Eukaryota, Metazoa, Arthropoda, Insecta, Diptera, Calliphoridae. Gene Ontology annotation, biological process: cardiolipin biosynthetic process. Gene Ontology annotation, molecular function: CDP-diacylglycerol-glycerol-3-phosphate 3-phosphatidyltransferase activity. Bases 273 to 1766 code for a protein of 497 amino acids. The transcript has 2 exons. The record is from RefSeq and is a predicted model, not a curated record. Gene Ontology annotation, cellular component: mitochondrion.